This is a messenger RNA of Austrofundulus limnaeus, 2559 nucleotides long. Its product is annotated as extracellular calcium-sensing receptor-like. Gene Ontology annotation, cellular component: plasma membrane. The annotation marks the transcript as partial. Gene Ontology annotation, biological process: G protein-coupled receptor signaling pathway. The transcript has 8 exons. The record is from RefSeq and is a predicted model, not a curated record. NCBI's taxonomy places the organism in Eukaryota, Metazoa, Chordata, Actinopteri, Cyprinodontiformes, Rivulidae. Gene Ontology annotation, molecular function: G protein-coupled receptor activity.
UGUAGUGGAAAUAAUGUGUAAAGACAUACAAAACCAAACAUCAUUAAGUCUGACUUGUUAUUGGUGAAUAACAAACUGACGUAGGUUAGAGGAGGAACAUGAGCAAAAAAAAAAAAAAAAAACUCACACCUAAGCAGUUACAAUCAAGGAAUGGAAUUCAGUUUUGUCAUCAUGGGCCUAAGAUUAGCUUUGAGCUUGUUGACACUGAUGUUAGUGGUUGGUCUGGGUGGGUCGGUGAAUGGUCUGAGUCAAAGGAUUUUGCCUAAAGAGGUUCUGAAUGGUGCUGGUGUCAGUACUGAGGAUUCAUCAACAAAAUGUACCCUGCAAGGUACAGCUCGUUUACCUGCAUUUUCAAUGGAUGGUGACUUUGUUAUUGGAGGUGUUUUCUCCAUGCACUACAAACUGCAAACAGUGAUUUACAACUACACCACAAAACCUGAAGCUUUAAGAUGCACAGGGAGCAUGAAUGUUCGUAAUCUGCGGUUUUGUCGCACAAUGAUUUUUGCUAUUGAGGAAAUAAACAACAGUACAGAACUGCUGCCGGGGAUCAAACUUGGAUAUCAGAUCUAUGACUCGUGUUCCUCUGGGCCCGGGGCAGCAAAUGCAGCAUUUCAUUUAUCUAAUGGUAAAGACCCAGUGUUUUAUGAAGGCAACAAUUGUUCCCAAUCUGGAGUGGUUAUGUCUGUUGUUGGUGAUUCUGGAUCUUUGGGAUCCAUCAGCAUAUCGCACAUCAUUAGGGCCUUCAACAUCUCACAGGUGAGUCAUUUUGCCACCUGUGCCUGUCUGUCAGAAAAGCAGCAGUACCCAACUUUUUUCAGAACAAUUCCCAGUGAUCAGUUCCAAGUUGAUGCCCUGGUAAAGCUGGUGAAACACUUUGGCUGGACUUGGAUUGGUACUGUUUACUCAGAUACAGAUUAUGGAAAUUAUGGCAUGGCAUCUUUUCUUCCGGCUGCAAARAAAGAGGGGAUCUGUGUGGAGUACUCUGAAUCCUUCUAUCGAACCGACCCACAUAGCAAGAUCCAAAGAGUGGCUGAUGUUAUCCGCAGGUCAACAGCACUUCUUGUUGUGGCUUUUUUUGCUUCUGGAGAUAUGAAGGCACUGUUAGAAGAGCUGGCUCUGGAGCCUUCACCACCUCGUCAGUGGAUAGGAAGUGAGGGAUGGAUAGCCGAGCCAGUCUUCACGAGUUAUAAUUUCUGUGCAGGAGCCAUUGGAGUUGCUAUUCCGAAAUCUGUUAUUCCAGGUCUGAGAAACUUCCUGUUGGAUCUCUCUCCCACUGAAGUAGCUGCUUCCUCAAUGCUUACUGAGUUCUGGGAGGAAGCGUUCAACUGCAGACUUACAAAAAAUGCUGAUUCAGACAAGAAAGUGUGUGAUGGAAAUGAAGAUAUUAAAACACUAAUAAGUCCAUACACUGACACAUCUCAGCUAAGAGUUUCUAACAUGGUGUAUAAGGCCGUUUAUGCAAUAGCUUAUGCCAUUCACAAUGCAGUGUGUCAGGAAACAAAUCUUACCACUCAGUGUAACACAAACAUCAAAUUGGAGCCCCAACAGAUUUUUAGUGUGCUAAAAAAUGUCAACUUUUCACGCAAUGGUUAUCCGGUGUCAUUUGAUGCUAAUGGUGAUCCUGUGGCUUUUUAUGAGCUGGUCAACUGGCAGAAGAGUGAAAGAGGAGUCACUGAGUUGAUAACAGUAGGAUAUUAUGAUUCAUCACUGCCUAAAGGCCAGGAGUUGCAGGUUAACAGGAACAUAUCUUGGGUAGAAGGUGUCACACAAGUUCCAGUGUCAGUGUGCUCUGAGAGUUGUCCUCCAGGAACUCGUAAAGUGCUGCAAAAAGGAAAACCCAUCUGCUGCUACGAUUGUAUACCAUGUCCUGAAGGAGAGAUCAGUAACAUGACAGAUUCUCCUGAUUGCUUCCAAUGUCCUGCAGAAUAUUGGCCUAAUGCAGAAAGAGAUGCUUGUUUACCCAAACCUGUGGAGUUUCUGUCAUUCGAUGAAGUCCUAGCAAUCAUCCUGGCUGCAUUCUCUAUUUUUGGAGCCUGUCUGUCCAUAAUAACAGCAGUUAUCUUCGUAAGUCACAGAACAACACCAGUUGUUAAAGCCAACAACUCUGAGCUGAGCUUCUUGCUGCUCUUCUCUCUGACUCUGUGUUUCUUAUGUUCAUUAACUUUCAUCGGAGCUCCCUCUGAGUGGUCCUGCAUGCUGAGACACACAGCAUUUGGCAUAAUCUUUGUUCUCUGUAUCUCCUGUGUUCUUGGGAAAACUGUUGUGGUUUUAAUGGCCUUUAAAGCUACACUUCCAGGUAGUAAUGUCAUGAAAUGGUUUGGACCUCUACAACAAAGAAUGACUGUUGUGUUUUUAACCGCCAUUCAAUUUUUAAUAUGUACUGUUUGGUUGGUUCUCAAUCCUCCAUUUCCAAUGAAAAACCUGAGCACAUACAAGGAGAAGAUCAUCCUGGAAUGUGCAUUAGGCUCUGCUGUUGGCUUCUGGGCUGUGCUCGGCUACAUUGGCCUGCUGGCUGUUUUUUGCUUUGUGUUAGCUGUUCUAGCUCGGAAACUACCUGAU